AUGAUUUUUGACGAUACGUCCUCAAAAGCUUUAAAAAAAUACUUGAGCCAUCAUUUGGAACCAAUAUGCGACGCAGAUCCUGCAGUACUGGCAGAUUACAUCAUUGCUCUAUUACAAAACGACAAAUCGAGUCAGGAUUUAAGACAAACAUGUAUAGAUCAGCUUGACGACUUUCUUAAAGAAGAAACUAUUGGCUUUGUAGACAAAUUAUUUAAUUCUUUAUACAACAAAGAGUAUCUUGGUGAAAGUUCUUCAACUAAUGAUAACAAAAAAAAAGCUUAUGAUCAUUCAUCAGACAAAAACGAUUUUUCAUCGGCAAAGUCCGGUGUUAGAAAAAGAGAAGAGAAUUAUCGACGAUAUCCUGAGCGAGCAUCUUCAAAUCGUGAUGAUGAUAGAGACUCAAAAAAUAAAAGAUUUCGUGAUGAUAGAAAUUUUAAACGACGGCGUGAUGAACCUGAAGAAGAAUAUCGUUCAAAUAAAAUUCCAAGAAAUAAUUUGAUAGGAAAUAAUCAAAAUUUACCUGGAAAUGGGAAUGGCUAUGCUUCUGCUUCUGGUCGUUGGGUAAAUGAAUGGAGUGGUAAUGGAAUGUCUGCUCCAGUAAAUGAUCGUUAUGAUGACAGAAGAUUGAGAGCUGGAAGAGUAGGAACUGUUGGUAGCAGAGGUGGUUCUGUUAUGAUUAAUCGUGCUGGCUACCCUGAGAAUAGACCGACUGGAAGACGUCAGCGAUGUCGAGAUUAUGAUGAAAAGGGAUAUUGCAUGCGUGGCGACCUUUGUCCUUUUGAUCAUGGGGCUGAUAGAAUUGUGGUAGAUGAUGUUCAAUUAAAUCGACCGUAUGAUAUUAUGCCACCUAUCACUUCAGCUUUAUCUGGCCCAGUUGGUUUAAUGGGCGGUCCUCCUAGACCACCUUUUUAUUUAACUGCACCUGCUGUUCGUGGUCAAUUUGAGCUGGAUCCAGGAUUUUCUUCACAAACAUCUAGAUCUAUGACACCAACUGCCGACGCUUAUGAUCCUGAAAGAGCUACUUUAUCAAGGCCUGAAGAAUUGUUGACAUCCAAAUCACUUGAACAAAAUGAAGUCGUCGAAGGUCAAACUGAAGAAGGCUCUGUUAACGAAACUACUGCAAUUACAUUGACACCAACACCACCUGUCGCUGCUUUUUUAGAUGCAAGCUUACAACAACAAUCCGCACAUCUUAAUGCUAGUGGUGCUGGAACAACAUUUAGAGGUCGUGCCCAAAGAAUACCUAAUGAAUUUUGUAAUUUGGAUAAAGUGAAUGAAUUUUUUAAGAAAUUCGGUAUAAUCACCAACAUCAAUGUUGAUGUUACUAAUCAAAAGGCAAUAAUCCAGUUUAAUAGUAAUCAAGAUGCCCAGAAAGCCUAUAAUUCUCCAGAACCUAUUUUUGGCAAUAGAUUUGUUAAGGUAUAUUGGUUCAAGGAAAAGGAAGAACAACAGAAUUCUGCAGGAACAAAACAACCAUUUGCAACUUCUAAACAAGAAGCCACCGCUGCUGCUCCCGUUUCUACAGACUCUCCGGCAAUUCUUGAAAUUCAAAAACAAAGAGAACAAUUAAUUAGGCGACAAAUUGAAGAGUCAAAAAGAUUGAUGGAACUUUCUAAAAAGAAAACUGGUGAUCCUAAAAGUCGAGAAGAAUUACUCAAGACACUUAAUAAAGUUGGUGAAGGCAUCAAAAAAGAUACAAGUGUGCCAGUUCUUAAACCAAUUACUUCUUCCACUCCAUUUUCAAAAUCUUUAAUGGAAGAAAAAGAACGAGAACAAUUAGAUAGGGAACUUGAUAUUUUAAGCAAAAUUAAUGAAACUGGCGGUCCUCUUGAUUCACCAUCAGUAAAAGGUUCAACUACAGAAGCUUCUUUGCAAACAAAUCCUGAGGCUACACAAAAUGAUACUUCAGAAAUUUCUAUCACAAAUAAUUUGGGCGAUUCAGUUUACCGUGGACGUGGACGUGCUUCUAUUUUUUAUGGUAGGGCUCGCGGUUGGCCAAGAGUUCGCGGUGGAGGUGCUAUUCGUUCUUAUAAACUUGAUAAUCGUUCUAGCAAAUUGCUUAUCAAAGAUUUCCCAGCUGAUUCCAUUGAAGCUUUAAAAACUUAUUUUCAACAAUUUGGUGAGAUUGAAUCUUUUGUUAAUGUUGAAGAUGAUAAAGGUGUGAUUGCACAUUUUAAAAAUAGAAAAGACGCGGAACAGGCGCUUGUGAAAGGAUCUAAUAUUCCAAAUGUUGGUGUUGUACAAAUGACAUGGCAUUCCGAAACUAAUUCAGCUGUUCAACCAGAGGUUACUAAUUCAACUACAGUUGUUGAAAAUUCUGAAUCACAACCAAUUGCCACAAAUACUGAGGUCAAAACUGAAACUACAACUUCCACUACAUUUAACGAAGCAACCACAGAAACAAAUGAGAAAAAUAAUUUCGAAAAGGAUGAUGAUGAUGAAAGAGAGCGUUCUUGGAAACUGGCAAGAAGAGGUCAAGCUCUUCAGAUUAAUAUUACGGGUGCAAUUGGUUUACAAGAUGUACUUAAAUCUAACCUUGGUCCAAAAGGAACAAUAAAAAUGUUGGUUGAUGGUGCAGGGAAUAUCAAAAUCACCAAAGAUGGUAAAGUUCUUUUAAGUGAAAUGCAAAUACAAAAUCCUACAGCAGCUAUGAUUGCCCGAGCUGCUACAGCACAAGAUGAAAUCACAGGGGAUGGAACCACAUCUAUAGUUUUAUUGGUUGGUGAAUUAAUGAAACAAGCUGAAAGAUACAUUUCAGAAGGAUUACAUCCUAGAGUUGUAACAGAAGUUACAAAAUCAAUUGAUCGAGAAUUACUUGUUAAUGUCGCUCGUAGUUCUUUAAGGACAAAAGUUCAAAGCACUCUUGCUGAUAAAUUGACAGAGGCUGUUGUUGAUGCUGUUUUGGCCAUUAAACGUGACAAUCAGCCAAUUGAUUUACACAUGGUAGAGGUUAUGAAAAUGCAACAUAAGACUGCAACUGAUUCACGUUUGAUCCGUGGUCUGGUAUUAGAUCAUGGAGCUCGUCAUCCAGAUAUGCCAAGACGUGUAGAAGAUGCUUAUAUAUUGACAUUAAAUGUGUCCUUAGAAUAUGAGAAAAGUGAAAUCAAUUCAGGAUUUUUUUAUUCAAGUGCUGAUCAACGUGAAAAACUUGUUGAAUCAGAAAGAAAAUUUACUGAUGAGAAAGUUAAAAAGAUUGUAGAAUUAAAGAAACAAGUUUGCGGUGAUUCGAAAAAAGGUUUUGUUGUUAUUAAUCAAAAAGGAAUAGAUCCUUUAUCAUUGGAUCUACUUUGUAAAAAUGGCAUUUUAGCAUUAAGAAGAGCAAAAAGAAGAAACAUGGAAAGAUUACAACUUGUAUGUGGUGGUGUCGCACAAAAUUCAGUCGAUGAUUUGACUCUUGAUGUUCUUGGACAUGCUGGACUUAUAUAUGAGCACACAUUAGGAGAAGAAAAAUAUACUUUUGUUGAAGAUGUAAAAGAUCCUAAAUCCGUUACCAUCUUAAUUAAAGGACCUAAUGCACACACUAUAACUCAAAUUAAUGAUGCAGUUCGUGAUGGAUUACGUGCUGUCAAGAAUGCUAUUGAAGAUGAUAGUGUGGUUCCAGGAGCUGGAGCUUUUCAAGUUGCAUUAUCAGCACAUUUAACAAAAUUCAAAGAUUCAGUUAAAGGCAGAGCCAAAAUGGGGGUUCAAGCUUUUGCUGAUGCAAUGUUGAUAAUUCCAAAGGUUUUGGCACAAAACGGUGGUUUUGAUGCUCAAGACAUUAUUGUUUCUUUACAAGAGGAAUAUGCUUCCGGCCAUGUUGUUGGCGUAGAUUUAAAUACAGGAGAAACACUUGAUCCUGUUCAAGAAGGUAUUUGGGACAAUUAUAGAGUCAUUCGUCACAUGUUACACUCAUGUUCUGUAAUUGCUAGUAACUUUUUGUUGGUAGAUGAAAUGAUGAGAGCUGGUAGAUCAAGUUUGAAAAAUGAUAAUAUUGCAAAUUAA
Entrophospora candida is the source of this 3981-nucleotide messenger RNA. The record is from the annotation of a GenBank genome assembly. Lineage: Eukaryota; Fungi; Glomeromycota; Glomeromycetes; Entrophosporales; Entrophosporaceae.